Messenger RNA from Chenopodium quinoa (quinoa), 594 nucleotides. RefSeq lists its product as uncharacterized. The transcript is spliced from 6 exons. The coding region runs from base 28 to 453 and encodes 141 amino acids. Gene Ontology annotation, molecular function: protein serine/threonine kinase activator activity. Lineage: Eukaryota; Viridiplantae; Streptophyta; Magnoliopsida; Caryophyllales; Amaranthaceae. The record is from RefSeq and is a predicted model, not a curated record.
UGUUUAGUGACAAGUAACGUCGAUGAAAUGAAAGAAAGGGUUAUCCAAAAAAAAGGGCGUUUUCAAGUAACUAAAGGCGACCAAGAAAAGGUUAUUAUUCAAACUCCUACAACGGCUUUACCUUCUCCGAAAAGUGAAAGAUUAGCGAAUCAUUCGAAUUGUUUGUUUUCACUACUACAAUCUAUUUUACAAGCUAAUGCCGCUCAAAGGGAAAACCUUUUUGGUAUGGUGAAACAAAUUUCAUCCACUUUGGUUAAUGGAAAUUGCAACGGUAAUGGAGGAUGUACUCAUGCUAUUAUUGUAGCCAUUGAAAAAUCUUUGCUUGAAAUUAGUCAAAACAAAGAGAAGGAACUACAUCAAGAGAUUACAAUGCUUCAAUCGAGGAUAAAUCGUAUUGAAGAAGAGCUCCAAAAAUCUAAAACAACACUUAACACUCCUAUCAAUAAUUAUUAGAAUUAUUAGAGUACAAAAGAAAGUAAAUUAACUCAAUUAAGCUCGGGUAUCUAUAUAAAACAUAAAUUGUUGUAUUGGGAAUACUAUAAUGUGGUUAUUUUUGGGUUUAAGGUUAAUUUUUUCUCUUUCUUGAUGAAUGCA